AGUUUAACGCCAUAACUAAUAUGAUUUUGUAAAAAUCUAUAUGAUUCUGAUCUCACAACGUCAACUAUGAGGUACAUUAUUUCUGUUGAUAUUGGCACGACUACGAUUCGAGCAUGUUUGUAUGACGAAAGAUGUCGGCUGGUUGAGACAGCUUCGGACAAGAUCCACAUCGAACUUUCUGGUCUGAAAGAAGAAGUUCGGGUGGAAAUUGAUCCAGAUAUGUUGUUCCGGCAGUUUAUCGCAGUUGUCGCCAGCGUACUGCAACAUUGUAAAAGUACUGACAAAGUAUCGCUAGCGCUCUGCACUCAAAGAAAUUCGUUUUUAUGUUGGAACAAAAUUACGAACGAAACCCUAACGAAAAUCAUUUGUUGGAGUGAUGGUAGAGCUAGAGCUACGUGUACACAAUGGAAUAAAUCUUUUACUAUAAAGGCUUUGAACACUGUAGGUGCAGUACUAUACUUCUUCACUCGGCAACCGCGAUUUAUGGCUGCUAGAAUGCUCAAAUUCCUUAGUGCUAUGGUAUCACAUCGGGUUAUGGUCACUAUUGAACAGUCCGAAGUAAUGCAAGAAUUACUGAUUCAAGACCAACUGGGUUUUGGCUGCUUGGAUACCUGGUUGCUAAACAAACUCACAGAUGGAAAUGUUCACGUUGCUGAAGCGUCGAACUAUUCGUCCAGUGGCAUGUUUGAUCCUUUUUUGAACGACUACAAUCGUGUAAUAUUGCGAAUUAUUCGAUUUCCUAUGGCAAUUCUACCUCCUCUAGUUGAUUCAGCUGACUCGACACCAUUAGGAUAUGUAACUCAGAGCUUUUUUGGAAGAACUAUUCCUAUCCAUGCAGUAAUAGCCGACCAACAGUCUGCUCUUUUUGGAAGCGGCGGAUGGCGGCGGGGUGAUAUAAAGAUCUCAUUAGGUACUGGGACAUUUGUAGAUUUAAAUACUGGAAAAACCAUACACGCAUCAAUGAACGGUCUUUAUCCGCUGGUGGGAUGGCGUAUGAAUAACAAGCCUACUUUUGUUGCUGAAGGUAAUGACCAUGACACGGCGGUGGUUCUUAAGUGGGCGCAAAGCAUCGGUCUUUUCUCAAAUGUGAGUGAGACGGCAGAUAUCGCGCGAUCUGUACCAACUUCAAAUGGUGUUUUAUUCGUUCCAGCUUUUGGAGGUCUUCAAACUCCUAUUAAUGACGACACUGCUUGCUGUGGAUUUCUUGGUUUUCGUCCUGACACCACUAAAGCACAUAUGGUCAGAGCAAUUCUCGAGUCUAUAGCAUUCCGUGUCUUUCAAAUAUUUGAAACAAUGCGGCAUGAAGUACGCAUUUUGGACAAACCAAGGAUUAGAAUCUGUGGUGGUGUUGCCGCAAACGAUUUCAUAUGUGAAACUAUCGCAACAUUGACUGGAUUUGAAAUUUUUCGUAUGAAAGAUGGAAGUUUUGUCGCAUCACGUGGAGCUGCUUUACUUGCCGGACUUGCACAGGGAUUAUGGGAUCAAGGUGAACUUGAGCGUAUGAUCGACGUUGAUCAUUGCUUCCUUCCUUCACGCGAAAACUCGUCCGAGAUUUUUUGGGGAUUUGGAUUUUGCCGGCGACAAAUCCAGGGAAUCGGAUGA
This is a messenger RNA of Cylicocyclus nassatus, 1602 nucleotides long. The record is from the annotation of a GenBank genome assembly. NCBI's taxonomy places the organism in Eukaryota, Metazoa, Nematoda, Chromadorea, Rhabditida, Strongylidae.